Messenger RNA from Cuscuta epithymum, 4397 nucleotides. The record is from the annotation of a GenBank genome assembly. NCBI's taxonomy places the organism in Eukaryota, Viridiplantae, Streptophyta, Magnoliopsida, Solanales, Convolvulaceae.
GCUACAGGGUAACUGGGUGAAUCCAUGGUUAGUUUUUUGGAGAGGCCUAUUGGACCUUUUUCCGAUUAAAAUUUCAAUUUCAAUUUUCAAUUUUCGAAGGCCACACAAUUAUCUGCUGCCUUUUUUAUUCGCAUUCUUGUAUCCAUUGUAUCACGUUAGCGGUUCCUACAGAGGUUGCGAAGAUCUUCGUUCUCAAGUAAACUUCACUAUAAUUACGACAUCAGGGUUGGUUGGUGAUUUGGUGUGUUGCUGAUUCUAUUCUUGUGUGUUAUCGGGAACAAUGAUUAGCAUUUUCUGUUGCUAAUUCUUACUCUUUCUAGGCUGCUACCGUAAGAAAUAUUUCCAAGUUUCAAACUUUGCUUCUUCUUUUUGCCUCUUGUUUGGUUUUGAAAACUUCUUUCCAGUCAGUUGUAUAACUUUUUAUCAGUCUUAGACACUAAAGAAUUUAAAGCUGAAUUAUAUGUGCAGUUUGGGGGAUAAACAUCAUGUUACAUGUUUAACUGCUUGGUGUGAAUUGCAUGUGGUAAUGACAACUGUAUAGUUGUUUACGUAAAACUUUCUUGAUACUUCAGGUACUGGAGAUUAGUACUUUUAUGUUUGAAGUGAAGUAAGAAGUGCAAUUGCACUAUUUCAGAGAAUGCCUCUGAAAAAGAAAUACAGUGGCACUCCAGUGAGAAGUAAUUAUCAUCAAGAUAUCAUCAGCAACCUCCCCCAGAACCUAAGGGAAACCAUCUUAACUUACCUGCCACUUCAAGAUGCUGUAAGGACGAGCGUGCUAUCAAGUGAGUGGAGGUACACAUGGACUAAAGUUCCACGUCUUUGUUUUGAUGAGACGAUCUGUCCGGGAUCAAGUGGGGGUGACCAAUGGGAGUUUCAAAAUAAAUAUGUUAGGCGCAUACUCCAUGUUUUGCUGCAACAUGAAGGUCCUAUAACCACGUUUGAGCUUGCAAUUCCUGAGAUGGAAAUCUUCCCUGAGAUGGACAGUUUGAUGUUGUUCUUGUCCAAAAGUGAUGUUGAGAGUCUCGCACUUAUGUUUAAAUCUGGCCAUUACAAACUUCCUUCAACAUUUUUCAAGUGUCAGAGAUUAAAAUCUUUGUACCUUAUGUCCUGUUUGGUUCAUCCACCUUCUGACUUCAUUGGAUUUAGUCAGCUUCUCACCAUUGACAUGUUCGAUGUAGACAUUGGUUCAAAACCACUUGAAAGCAUCAUUGCUUGUUGCCCCCUACUUGAAUGCUUGAAGCUAGAUAUGUCAUCCAUAUAUGAUAUAUGAAUCCCUUGAGAUUCAGGCUCCUAGACUUCAUUACUUUAAAUUUAGAAGUAAAGUGAAAUGCGUUUAUUUCAAGAACACCCCACUUCUCAAGAAGGUUGUAAUUUUUAACGAUUCACAUAUUCAAACAGAGGAAGAAAGUGCUUUACAAAUGGAGUCUAAUCUUAUUGAGCUUUUUAGAUCUCUGCCAGCGCUUAGAGUUCUACAUUUUGACAAUCACUUCAUUCAGGUAUGAGUGAUUAGACAUUUAUUUUUUAUAGAAGUACUGGAAGUGUGAUAUGGUGCAUUUGCGCUUAUUGGUUUGUGUUGGGCACUUGGGCCAUUAGAAUGAGAAUAUGUCCAACUGACGUUAAGUGUUUCUGAUAGUGUCAAGAUGGCUAUUUUUUGCUAAUAAUUUUCCCCAUUUGGAUCAUAUGUGGCAUGACUGGAUGUGGUAACUAUUAUUGUUAAUACUUGAUGCACUACCAGUUCCACUGUUACAACCACAAAAACAUGCCAGCCACCAGCAACAACAGUUGCUGGCAAUUGCCAGUCACCAACCACAAGUUAUUUUCAUUCUUAUAUAUAGUUGAAUCAAAUUGUGACGAAAGUCUAUUGCCUCCAUUGUGCCAGUUGCCAUUGUCAGUCACUGUUUUUUGGCAUAUUUAUGCAUCUAAAUUUAACUCUGGGAGAAAAUUAACAAUUACGUUAAGAAAUUAUUCUGUAUUAAAACUUUCAAGUACAACACUAAUAAUCUAUUUUUAUUAGUUUAGUAAUUUGUAUACAUCAUAUCUUUUUGCCCAAAGUUAGUAAACUGUAUAAUAUAAAGUUUUACAUCAUCGUAGAUAAAGAUUUUUUAUACAUCAAUGCGUAUAAAAUUUAUAUGCAUUAAUGAAUAAAAAAUAGUCAUCUAUGACAACCUCGAAGUUAAUACAUCUUCGUCUAGGAUUGAUUUAUCAAUACAUUGGUAUUCAAAAAUAACAAUUUUAAAAACCUGUGGCAAGUGACAGGCAGUGGACAACUGCAGUUCCUCCGAUUGCUACUAUGGAAACGGUUGUGCAUGAGUGAUAACGUUCACUAUACUAGUGCCACAUUAGAUUCAAAUAGCAAAAAGAUCAUGUCAGCAAAAAGUACAAACGUGCCCUACCACAAAGUACCUUUGUAUACUCUUAAUUUUACGUCAAACUAACAUGUUAUAUGAGUUUUGGAGACUGAUACAGAACUGUGCUUUCUUUGCAAAAAUUGAAGUUCUUAGCUGCAAGUGGAGUCCUAAAAAGACCUAGUCUAACUGCUGUGCACCUUAAUUCUCUUAAACUUCGGAGAAUAUGUUUAGAAAAAAUGAGGGAGAUGUCGUGUGUACUAUUCAUUGUUAGAAUAUCACCAAACUUGGAAGACAUCAUCAUUCGACUAUUUAAUUCUACUGGUGCUGCUGACCUAAAUCCUUCUCUCGAGUCACUGGAUGUUGAAGAAUACUCAGAUGUGAAACUAGAUCAGCCGAGGAGGGUGAAGUUGGAAGGUUUUACUGGUACAAGGAACCAAAUGGCACUUGCAAAGCUUCUUUUAACUAAAUCUCCAGGGCUUAUGAAAAUGAUAAUCAAACCCAAUGCCGAAGGAUGCGAUGAAAGACAAGGGUUUCUGAUAUUAAAAGAGCUUAUACGACUGCAGCGACCAUCAACAGUUGCAGAGAUUAUCUAUGGAUAGGUGAGGCAAUAGUCUUUAUUUUCUUUCACUAUGGAUGCCACUGCUUGCAUUUGUAUGUGAUCUUACAUUUAUUUUUGUGUGCAUUGUUAUUUGCAAGACUAUAAAGUGCAAGCACUUUUCUAUCAUUUUAGAAGCACAACCACAAAACUACAUGAGAUGGUAAGUUAUAAAUUUCUAAAGAAUUAUUUUCUACUAUUGUACACACUUUUAUUAUGCUCAAAACUCAUUUUCGGUCAACGGCUCUCAAUUGUUCUACUUUUGGAGCAUGACUAUGGUCUUCUCAUAUUCGGUUCUGCUGGAUGAUUUUUGCCUAAGUGACCAGAAAUACCCAAAAUGGUUAGAAAUCUUCCAUAGUCAUGGGUGGAAAAGUGAAAGUUCACAACCAAAAAUUGGGGCUGACCUAAUAAUCAUAUGCACCAAAGUGGAACACUUUUGCCGUUAUUACCGAAACCAAUUGUUGCAUACCAUGAAUGUAAAGAUCAAUGAGCUAUAAUGAGGCAGGGAUAUUUAUAACAAUGUUUACUGCAAGUGAUUGAUAAUUUGUGUGGGCGUUCACAUGGUUGGUUAAACUGUGAAUACUUUUAACAUGCUGAAAGAAGAUUAAGCCUUGUUAUUCUUGUGUAAAUUGAUGAUGUGUAUGAUAAUAUUUGGAUGAACCCCUUUGCAGGUGUCAAUAUGACGAGUUCAGACUUCAGAGAAUGUGCUAAUGAAGAAUGAUUGAUAACUUUGUAUAUUAUAGUUAUUUCUCAAAGCCAGCUGCAUGUUAUAAUGUCUUUAAACCUUCUUUUGAUAUUUUCGAGUUGUAUUUUGCUGAUUUGGGUGAACUCAAUUUAGUUAAACUCAUUGUUCUAGCAAAUUUAUUAACUUUGACCUUUUAAUUUAGGAUACACACACGUGUGUGUGUACACACAUGCAUAAAUACACACAUGUAUGUAUAUAAAUACAUGUGUGUAUUUAUAUACACACAUGUAGUUAAACUCAUUGUUCUAGCACUCAAAUAAAUACAUGUGUGUAUUUAUAUACACUAUGAUUGUGAAUAGUUUUUGGGCCAAAUAACCGAUUGUGCAUAUUGGGGCUAUUUAAUUAUGUGCAACCCUUCUAUGGAGAAAUCCAUUGAGUUAGGUGACAUGUUGGAAAAUAGGGAACAUAUAUACCUUAUUUUAAAAAAUAAUAGAAAAACUAAUACUACCUAAAAAGAAAGCUGCAUGGAUAAAAGCCCAGUUUGGCAGUUUCCUAAAUUAAAAGGUCUAAGUUAAUAAAUUUGCUAGAACAAUGAGUUUAACUAAAUUUGCUAGAACAAUGAGUUUAAUUAAUUAAACUCAAAUUAAUUAGGAUACACAAAUUUAUUAACUUUGAUGAAACUACAUGCAUAAAUACACACAUGUAGUUAAACUCAUUGUUCUAGCAAAUUUAUUAACUUUGACCUUUUAAUUUAGGAUACAGACACAUG